Molecule: messenger RNA, 10203 nt
Organism: Pelobates cultripes (western spadefoot toad)
Lineage: Eukaryota; Metazoa; Chordata; Amphibia; Anura; Pelobatidae
Source: the annotation of a GenBank genome assembly
GCUAACCGGAAGUGCUGGAGUUUGGCACAGUUGCUGCUCUGUGUGGCUCAGGAUGUGCUGUAGGUAGUUGUGGUGCAGUGUCUCCAUCCCAGCCAACUGAGAGAAUAUGGUGAGAUUCUGGGAAUGGGGAUCUCCUGCGUUAUCUGUUGUAGCUGAGCAGAAUCUCAUCUCAAUUCUCCCACUGUGUGAUCAGUGCUUACUAACUAACUUACUACUGCCCCCUCUGUACCCAGUGCCCCCUCUGUACCCAGUGCCCCCUCUGUACCCAGUGCCCCCUCUGUACCCAGUGCCCCCUCUGUACCCAGUGCCCCUCUGUGCCCAGUGCCCCUCUGUACCCAGUGUGCCCCUCUGUACCCAGUGCCCCCUGUACCCACUGCCCCCUCUGUACCCAGUGCCCCCCUGUACCCACUGCCCCCUCUGUACCCAGUGCCCCCUGUACCUACUGUACCCAGUGCCCCCUCUGUACCUACUGCCCCCUCUGUUCCCACUGCUCCCUCUGUCUGUGCCCAGUGCCCCUUCUGUCUGCUCUGUGCCCACUGCUUCCUCUGUCUGCUCUGUACCCAGUGCCCCUUCUGUCUGCUCUGUGCCCACUGCUCCCUCUGUCAGCUCUCGUUCACAGUGCCCUUUCUGUCUGCUCUGUGCCCACUGCUCCUUUCUGUCUGCUCUGUGCCCACUGUCUGCUCUGUUCUGCCCAUUCUGUCUGCUCUGUGCCCACAGCCCCUUCUGUCUGCUCUGUGCCCAGUGCCCAUUAUGUCUGCUCUGUGUUCAGUGCCCAUUCUGUCUGCUCUGUGCCCACAGCCCCUUCUGUCUGCUCUGUGCCCACAGCCCCUUUUUUGCUCUGUGUCCGCAGCCCCCUCUUUCUGCUCUGUAUCCUCUCUUUUUGAUUGUGCCCAGUGUUCCCCCACACACACUUUAUGCACUGUGAGCUUCCUAUGCCUCCUCACAACUUUCUCAUUCUACCAAGUCCUUGCGUUACCUUCACCCCAUGUUGUUUUACACCCUCACUUUGACUUAAAAAAUGUUUGUGUUUUUUUCCCCUCCUUUUCUAGGCUAUGAGUUACCAAAACCUCUUUUCAUUAGAAUCUGAAGAAUUUGAUGAUGAGGUAAGCCCUUGAUAGUAUAAUGAUUUCACAAAUAAUCAAAAUGAUAUGAAACAUGCUUUAUUUUACUGUCAUUGAAAUAAUAAAAAUCAUUGUUACCCAAGCAUACUUCACUUUCUGGAAUGUAAUCCUGUGAGCACAGGUGAUAGUCAAUUAGAAAGGAGCACAGGAAGAGCCCCAGUGUUAAUCAAAACACACCUGUCUUCUUAUUUACAGUCGGUGAAUUGCAAUUUAUACUGUGCCCACGUUCAUUAUUAAUGGAUACUAACUACAUUUUCAUACAUUAAUGGGAAGCUCCAGACUGAAUUUAACCCAUUUAGAUGCAUUAUAUAGCUAAAUAUAGUAUAUUUUGAUGUGUAAGGCUAGGCAUCAUUUGAAUCUGAUAUUUGUGGGAGUUCUAAUCACUUUGCAGCAAACAUUUAUGUGCCUGAAGUAGACCUUUAGGUUAUAAGUUCACUCAGGGUUGUUAACAAAGUGUAUUUAGAUUUACAAUUGAUAUACAUAGCUUAAAGGGACACUCCCGACACCAAUCUUUAUUGCAUUUCAUAUAUUUUGUAUCUUAUUAAAAUCCUGUUUUUUGGGUUUUUUCUGCAUGCUGAAAUCUAUAGUUUUUGCACACAAUAAAUGUUUAGCAGAAUUCUGCACAAUAAACCCGCCUCUUUAGCCACACACCCUCAAAAAACUUCCUGUAGCUAAUAAAGCAGCUGUAUGGUGCAGAAUUCUGCAAAACAUUUUUUUAUUUUAUGUAAAAACUAUAAAGAUUUGAGCAUGUUAACCAACCCCCCACCCCAAUGGAGUGUCCCUUUAAUCCUGCCAAGUCUGUAUUAUUAACACUAAAGUGCCUCUGUGCAGCCCCCUCCCUCCAGUCAUGAGUGCGGUAAAAAACAUUUCACUUACCUGAUUUUAGCUCAGAGGGACUUGUCUACUCCUCCCGCAACGUCACGGCGAUGGAAGACCAAAUGCGCAUGCACAGCAAGCACCUUGUGUGUUUUAGACCUUCUCCAUAGGAAAGCAUUGAAUCAAUACUUUUCUAUGGGGAUUUUCAAGACGCUUGUUGCCCUCUUGCAAAGCGUGAGGACGUCCAGUGGACACUGCACCCAGAGUGUACAGGAACUUGACCCAGAUCACAUCAAUCAGAUAAAGUGGUCUGGGUGCCUUUAGUGUCUCUUUAAGCUGAAUGCCUCCAGAUGUCUUGUUAGGAUUCUAAAUUAUAUGCUGCCACUAUUUGCAACAUUUGGCCUGUCUCCAUGAAUUAUUUAAACCAUACAAAAUAUGAUGACGUCUAUCAAUUGUUGUAUAUGUCUCCACUUUAAAUUAAUGUAUGGAUGGUUCUUUUUUUUUUUUGUAGGACUUUGUUUCUGUUUUGGAGGAUGCAGAGAGCAAAACCCCCACCUUGGUGCCCCCUAACAUCAAACUUCUAAGACCCAUCUCUCAUAAUGCCUGCCAGGCCCUUGAGAACCCUCACGGCCGUGGGCUUCAACCUUGCUUUCAACCUUGCUCCUCUACUCACACUGCGUCGCCUGUUGCUCAGGAUGUUGAUGAUGAAGAACUGUUGUCUAUGUGCAGUGAGUUGGAGGAGGUGAGAGCAGGACCUGGACAGCUUUCCCAAUCUAGGAGUUUCACGGAGAUGCCUGUUGGUGUGUCUAAGCAGAACUCUUUUUCAAAUGUCUCCUCUACCAACCAAUGGUGGCCAAAUGAAAAUACACACUUCCAGAGUCCACGACCAUGUUUGCGGGAUAUACCUGGGGCUCAGCCUGGCAUGGUUAAAAGUUUCAAUAUUCAUACCAGUUCCCCGCGUAUUCUACAGGAGCAUUGUGUUGGGGGGAGUUUUGGACAAAGUGUAAACACUUCUUCAGUGGAACCCUCAGCUAAGAGACCCUGUUUUAGGAUCAUCCCAGAGGCAUCAGCAAAAGGCCCAGCUGUUACCCAUUCUUCGCCACACCUGCAAAUGCAGCUAUCUGAGCAACACAUGAAUCGUAAGGUUCUAACUGGCUGCACGUUACUAAAUGUUAACGACCAGGCUGGUCAGCAUGUCACUCCAAUUAAGCAUCUACAUGGAACACCCCAAAUGUCAAAGACAAUGUUUUCCUCUCCACAUGUGACCACAUCGAACUCUCUGCAGACACCCUUAGUCACCAAUCACUUGGUGCAGUUGGUCACAGCAGCUAAUCAGACUUCACGGAGGUUAUCUUGGGAGACUGCUUCCCCAAAGGAGAGAAAGUUCCCUGGUCCUGCAGGUCUUCUCCCACAACAGGUGACAAUCCUGUGACUCAGUCUGUAGUGAUUUCAUUAGGGUAGAAUGAUUACAUUUAAAAUGUUGCUGCUUGAAACCUUCAAUAUUAGAAAAAAUAUAUAUUUAAAGGAUUACUCCAAGCAUCAUGACCACUUCGGUGAUUUUGUCUAGAGUUUGUGUGUGCAGUAAUUCUCUAUAAAGUACUGCAAAAACUUUAACUCCUUUGCUCCCGGAAGUGUAAUGUCACCUCUAAAAGCUCAGAACAGAGUUCUGUGUUGACUAAUGUCAAUUCUGAAAAACAGAUGAAAGAACAUGUUUGUAUAUUUGGAAUUGGCUUAAAGGGAUACUAUAGUACUAGGAAUACAAAUCUGUAUUCCUGGCACUAUAUCUCUCUCGUGCCUCCCCGUACUGUAAGGGUUAAUAAACUCUUACUGUUCUUAACUAUUUCCAGCUCUGAUCUCCCUCACUACUCUGCCUUUUCCAAUGUCACCCGAUGGGAGACGCUAAGGUGCAUGCGCGGCAAGUAAUGUGAGCGCUUUAAGCCCUCCCUUUUUUGGAAAGCAUUGCUGCAAUGGGGAUUUUACCAACGAUGGAUGUCCUCAUGCAGAGCGUGAGGACGUCCAACAUCAGUUAGGUGACCUAGGUCUCCUAACAAGCAGGAAGUGUCUCUAGUGGCUGUUUGAUUGACAACAACGAGAGGCAGUCUUAACACUGCAGUAUAAUUAUUUAAGUUUCUCAGAUACUGCAAUAAUUAUCAUGGCAGGGUUAAGGAGACAGGGACAUUGCACCCAGUCCAUUUCAAUGAAUUGAAGUGGUCUGGGUGCCUAUAGUGUCCCUUUAACACUAUAUGGCCAUAUGGUGUAACCAAACCCUAUUGUGCUAGGGUGUGGAAAUGUUAAAAAAAAAAAAAAAGUACUUGUCCAUGGGGCUAAAGUGGAAACCAAAUCCACUUGUCCCUCAUGACAUGCUACAAAAAUAAUUUUAGUUGGCAAUACUGGGGCCCCUACAAUGUUUAGUCUGCCUGGCUGUGUUUAGUAUGUGGUGUGCCCUGGCUGUAUGUAAUAUGUUUGUAAUGGUGAUCUGUGUUGUGCCCCCUCCCUCCUUAGUGCUUACCUUUCUUGCAGAGGUGAGGCUAUGAUCUCUGGUGGUCCAGCAGAGGGUAAAAAAGCAGAGGUUAAAAUUACAGCAGUGAUUAGAUUGGAAAGCAGAUGCCGAGCUGACAUUAGGUGGUCGGCAGCUCUUUAGGGUGCAAAGCACAGUCAUUGCUCCCUCACAUUCCAGUGCUCAUUAGUGAGGGCAGGACAGUGAGGGGGCGAUUACUGUGCUCUGUACCUGAUGGAACUGCACACCAUAAGCUGCUCCUUUAAAUACAUGUCCUCUCAAAUGUCAUUUUCCAACAGGUUACCGCAAGCACUCUUUUCCUGCUAAAAAAACUGAAUUCUAGAACUGGGGUUUCCUGCAGAAUGACCAUAACACACAUGGGAACUAUGAUUUCUGGAGCAAUUCUUUGCACAAUGUUUUAUCCUUGGUCUAACAUGUUCUCACUAUUGUCCCCAGGCCAGUGGCCGCAUGUUGGAAGAGAUCAUGGUGUCUGCUCCUCACACACCAAACCACGGAGCAAGAUCCAAGCUAUGCAGCAAGGUACUCCAGUUUCUGCUUAACUUCUUCUGCACUGUUCUUUUCUGUACAUUUUGAAGUAUUCGCUAAAGCGGGUGCCUAAAACUCUGUGAAGAUCCUGCCAACAAGGCCUCUUGGUCUCAGAUGUUCAACUGAGAUUCAAUCUCAGUUGAACUUCUCAUACAUUUCCUAAAUUAAAAUAGAUCCACGCACACUCAUCUGACGGGUACACAGUCCUCAGUCCUGGAAAGAAUUAACAUGCGCAGAGUCCAUAGUAGUGAUGGUCCCUGGGGAGAUCACUUACGAACCUGGCUACGCUGUGCUAAUACUUCACUUCUUGACUUGUUAGCCUUUUUCUAAUGUGAAGUUCCAUUUUCUUUUAAAUUUAUAUUAAGGAUUUGUCAGUCAACAUCUCAGUCCAGGCACAGCCAGGGCACAUAUUGCAUUGAAGGAGGAGAAACAUUCUUUCUGUUUCUCCUUACUCAACGUUGACUGACAGGAGCAAACAGCAGAGCUUAUACAGUGAUUGACAGAGGACCAAGAUGGUGUCACACAGUUUCAAGAUAAAGGGAAAAACAGAAGUGUGAAAUUCUACAUUUAACUUUGUUUCAGACCUCACAGUCACAAAUAUGUAACUCGUCUGCUUUCAUAGAAACAUGGAAUGUGACGGCAGAUAAGAACCAUUCAGCCCAUCUAGUCUGCCCAAUUUUCUAAAUACUUUCAUUAGUCCCUGGCCUUAUCUUAUAGUUAGGAUAGCCUUAUGCCUAUCCCACGCAUGCUUAAACUUCUUUACUGUGUUUUUUCAGCUGGAAGGCUAUUUCAUGCAUCCACUACCCUCUCAGUAAAGUAAUACUUCCGGAUAUUAUUUUUAAACCUUUGCCACUCUAAUUUAAGACUAUGUCCUCUUGUUGUGGUAGUUUUUCCUCCUUUUAAAUAUAGUCUCCUCCUUUACUGUGUUGAUUCCCCUUGGUUAAUAGACCUAUAGACUUUUUUACGACUUCUAUUGCUUCUGUCUUCAUGCUGUUAUAGUUAUUUAUGUAGCACCAACCUAUACCGCAGCGCUUGUGCAAUAAGUAAGCAAGGGAAACCUUUAUUUCUAACAAAGCAUGUUUGACAUACGGCAACAAUAGGUGAAGAGGGUCCUGGCCAAAUGAGCUUACACUCUAAUCUAUUGUCUUGCCUUUAACCUGUCCAUAGAAUAGCUCUGGGGAAGGCUGCGAGUGGUUAUUUUCUUUAAAGACAUUUGUUUUGCAGGAAGAGGUGACGUCCCAACAGCCAGUGGAAGAGGAUUUUAUUAAAGGUCCGUGGGCGACCAUGAAAGCGGAAUUAGCUGUGGAUGAGAAUGAUCCCAACUGCUUCCUGCGGACGUACAGUGUGAUCAUGGUGUUACGGAAGGUAAAAAUCCUCAGGGCAGUAUUUUAUUUUCCUUGGCAAAUGACUGCUCACUAUUUACAUAAGAACCAUAAUUUAUUCCUGUGACACUUUGAAUUCAUGUAAAAGAUUAUGGAAUUGGCUUUUUAAAUAGAUUUCACUAGGAUUCCAUUCUUUCUCAUUACUGUCUUAACACAUAAUGGGUAGCAUUGAAAUAUACAAGUAACUGCCUACUAAUACAAGGAAAAACUUGGCUGAACCCAUUAAAAUCUCUAGGUUGUAGAUUUGGUUCUCUUUGGGGUGAUUCAGAUUUUAAGGGGAUAUUUUACUCACUAUAAUCACUACAGUUCUCUGUAGUGGUAAACUGGUCAACAGUCUCCAGGACCUGUGCUCUGUAUUUUUAUUUAUUUUUUCCAAACUGUUUUAAAGCAGUUUGACAAAAAUCAGGUCUCUUGGAGAUCUAUUAGACUCAUUGCCCUGUAUCCCCUGGCAGGCAGCCCUGAAGCAGCUCCAAAAAAACAAGGUUCCCCGAAUGGCAGUGACUCUUAAAUCCCUGACCCCAGCUAACGGAGACGCGAGUGCAGUGUUCAGAGACCCCACAGGUAAGGAUGACGCGAGAGGAAGACUGUACUUGGCUUGUGUGUUGCAUCACCAAGUUUACCAGCUCUCCUAUCUUUGUACACGUCCUCUCCUUUCCCUCUUGGUUUCUCCGUAGUGCCUGUGUGGAAUGAGAUGGGACAUAGAUGGGAUUAUUUUUUGGUUUCAGGACGUGACCUCUUGGGAUUCGCACUUGGUGAGAAAUAGUAACUGUUCUCUAUGUCUUCUUUACUAAUUCUUCUCCAGGAGACAUUCAAGGAACAAUUCAUCACAUGCUGCUGGAGGAGCGGGAGAGUGAGUUAAAGAUUGGCAGUGUGCUUCUCUUACAACAGGUACAGCCAACAAACAACUCAAUGCAGCGAAGAAACCUAUCGAUAGGCUGGUUCUAGAUCGCUGUACAAGUAUACAUAGGGAAUGUAAGAUAACCAAUGAAAAAUCCUCCCAACCCCACUUUAUAUAACUGGGAGCUAAAUGGCUAAAUCGACUUUGUGUUUUUACUAGUCAUCGCACUGGUAACUUACAGCAUAUUGAUUCUAAACCCAGUCUUCAAAGACUAACAGUGUUCCAUGAUUUGUGGAAAUGUUGCUUCUUAGAAAAUUGUCAAUUCCUAAAUAAUUUGAUACCAAUUCCAGCACAGUGAUUUUUUUUUUUAUAUGUAGAUCUUGAAUGGGUGCUAUGUCUAAUAAGUUACCCUUUAGUUAAAGGACCACUAUAGUGCCAGGAAAACAUACUCGUUUUCCUGGCACUAUAGUGCCCUGAGGGUGCCCCCACCCUCAGGGACCCCCUCCCGCCCGGCUGGAUGGAGAGGAAGGGGUUAAACUUACCUCUUUCUCCAGCGCCGGGCGGGGAGCUCUCCUCCUCCUCUCCGCCUCCUCUCCUCCCAUUCAGCUGAAUGCGCACGCGCGGUAAGAGCUGCGCGCGCGUUCAGCCGGUCUCAUAGGAAAGCAUUUACAUUGCUUUCCUAUGGAUGCUUGCGUGUUCACUGUGAUUUUCACAGUGAGAAUCACGCAAACACCUCUAGCGGCUGUCAAUGAGACAGCCACUAGAGGCUUUAGAGGCUGGAUUAACCCAUUUAUAAACAUAGCAGUUUCUCUGAAACUGCUAUGUUUAUAAAAAAAAAUGGGUUAUCCCUAGCUGGACCUGGCACCCAGACCAUUUCAUUAAGCUGAAGUGGUCUGGGUGCCUAGAGUGGUCCUUUAACAUUAUUAUUUUCUAACAUUCUAAGGUUACGUUUAGCCAAUUCUAGUUGACAUUUGAUAAAGCUGUCUUGCCAACAAUAUGGUUUCCUGGACACUGCAUGUAAUGUACCCCACACAUACUGGAUCACAGAAGCGUAUCCCCAGAUGCCUAUAGUGGGCCAAGUCCUUAUCAAAGGAAUAUGAUUUACUUAACGGAUCCUUCUGUCCUCAGGUUGGUGUCUUUUCUCCAUCGCAUCGUAACCACUAUCUUAAUGUGACCCCCAGCAACAUUGUGAAAAUCUACCCUCCGGGGCAGGAAGGCGGGUGUACAAGGGUAAGUAGUGAUAGCAUUACUGUAUGGUGCAGCACUUCAAAUGUGUUGAAUAGUGCAAUACAUAAACAAUACUAUAAUGAGCUGUUGUAUUGGAGUACCAUUGUUGUUUAAUAGCAAUAAGACCGCACCAUGGGUUGGGGAAAUAAAGAUGUUCUGUUAUUAUUUUGCACUUACCAUCUGCUCUCCUUUCAACAUUAUGUAGAAAUAUUUUGCCAUUGUCCUCUUAGCUUACAGUACCACCAGCGUCUGAUGGCAAGAUUGAUAUAAACUCUAACAGAACCCCAUCACGACCUCCGCCAUCUUCAAGCACAACACUGAAUGAAGCUCCCCAAAUAUCCGCCCCUGAAGACUGGGGAGAGGGUGAGUGCGGCCAUACCUAGUAUUUUCUCCCUGUCUGCCUUCCUGAUUUCGGUCAGUGGGAUUGUAGAUUAAAGUGUAAAUUCAAAUUGAACGUCAAAUCUGAGACCCAAGUAGUCAAACAGGUAGCAUAUCUAACUUAGAGAAUGUUUUCAGUUCAGCUAUUUUUAACUUGAAUUUGAAAUUCACUUUGAAUUCUCACGUUAGUAAAUAACCCUACAGGUGUAGCUGGAGAUCAUCUCUUUGAUUUACUAGAAUAUUAUUAUACAAAAAGUAUUUCCCUGGAUCCUGGAAUUGUCAAACAGAUUCUUUCAGCAUGCCCUUCUUCCUUGACCUGCUUUCGGCUAACCUUUCCAACUGUCUGAACUUCUUCGUUGUUUUAUCUGUCUAUGCAGAUGACCUCGACGCUCUCUUAUGGGACAUGUCUGAAGAUCCAGGGGACUGACAUCUCUAGACCAACUCAUCCUUAAACCCUGACUGCAACAACGGGAUCUGUUACUCUUUCUAAGACUCUCCCAGCUGUAGAAGAGGUUACUUUAGGAUCUUCCAAAUAUCAGAUGCUAACCUUCCCCCACUUGCUGCAGAGACCGUGCUGGAUUGGGUUCUCCCUACAUGAUGGCAAUUAGAUUUGAACUAUUGGGUCAUCAGAACCAGACAAUAUUGCUGCAGUUUGUGAAAUCAGACUUCAGGCCACUUGGUUAAGAUUUAAAGGACAGCAUUUGUAUUUGUUGCCUGACUGGCCAUCAAGAUGAAUCAUUUUGAGCACCUUACCCAACUUCGGACUUUAAUUUUUGCCAUCAUUUGCCUAGUGUGAUACCAUGUCAUUCCUUUUACUGCCUGGUGGUACAAGGCAAACAUUUUAUAAAUGGUACUGGUGCUUAAAAAUAAAAGUAUUUGCAAUUAUUAUAGAAUUCACAUGCAGGGUAAGGCAUGGAAUGCUCUGAGCGUCAUAUCCAGUUAGAGCAACAGAAUACGGAAAGCCCUGCUCUUGUGCAAUAGGAGGCCAGAUCCAUCCCUUUUAAUUUGUUACCAAAACUGGAUGUAAUCACAGCACAACAGAUAUUUCUAGAUCUCCUAGUCCUUUUUAUUUUACCCGCUCUAUUCGUUUAGUUUUGUCUUCUUGUUUUUUUUGGAUUUUGUUUAGUUUAACAUGUCUCUGAUGGUAUUUGUUACCCACGUUUCAAGAUACAUUAAAAGGAGAUGUAUUGUACUCAGAGCUUAUUAUAUGGAGCAGAUACAUUUAUUUGCACUGUUCAAGUGACACAAGGAGGUGAAAAAUUCAUCUUUCCCACAUAAUUAACUAACAUGAAUACAUACAAUUGUACAUGAAGUCAUUUUUUUUUUUUUUUGCAUAUUUUGAUUUUCUUACAUCUGAGGUUUGUGUUUAAUUGAUUAAUUGGUUUCUGAUCUGUCUGG